Messenger RNA from Sordaria macrospora k-hell, 1116 nucleotides. RefSeq lists its product as uncharacterized. Gene Ontology annotation, biological process: fatty acid metabolic process; lipid biosynthetic process. The record is from RefSeq and is a predicted model, not a curated record. Gene Ontology annotation, molecular function: iron ion binding; fatty acid 2-hydroxylase activity; heme binding. Gene Ontology annotation, cellular component: membrane; endoplasmic reticulum. Lineage: Eukaryota; Fungi; Ascomycota; Sordariomycetes; Sordariales; Sordariaceae.
AUGCCGGGCGCAACUCUCCCCACCUUCACCAUCGACCAGGUCGAGUCGCACAACUCAGCAAAGUCUUGCUAUGUCACCGUUGGCAAGAAUGUCUACGACGUGACCGACUUCCUCGACUCUCACCCCGGCGGUGCUGAGCUUGUCCUCGACUGGGCCGGCAAAGACAUUGGCGCCAUCCUCAAGGAUGAGGCGUCGCAUACUCACUCCGAGGCCGCAUACGAAGUCCUUGACGAGUCGCUGGUGGGAUUUCUCGAAUCUGGAAACGAUGCUUCAGCGAACGGAAAGGCAAAGGGCGGAGAGAACGGAACAGAAGAGCAGUGGGUUCAUCCUCGGACGGGUAUGUCCUGCGAAGAGGACCUCAGCAAGGACACCGACUACAACGCCGAUUACAAGACACACAAGUUCCUCGACUUGAACAAGCCGCUGUUCAUGCAGAUCUGGAGAGGUGGUUUCUCCAAGGACUUCUACCUUGACCAAGUCCACCGUCCGCGCCACUACAAGGGAGGAGAGUCUGCGCCUUUGUUUGGCAACUUUCUCGAGCCUCUGUCAAAGACUCCCUGGUGGUUGAUUCCUCUUGUCUGGUGGCCACCCAUCUCUUACGGUCUCUACGUCGCAUUCUCGGGCUUUGGUAGCGUUGCUCCUGUGGCCGGCUAUUUCGGAUUUGGCCUUUGCUUCUGGACAUUGAUCGAGUACAUUCUCCAUCGCUUCCUGUUCCACCUUGAUUACUACCUCCCUGACAACCGCGUCGGCAUCACUGCCCACUUCCUCCUCCACGGCAUCCACCACUAUUUGCCCAUGGACAAGUACCGCCUCGUCAUGCCACCCACCCUCUUCGUGGUCCUGGCCGCUCCCUUCUGGAAGUUCGCCCACGCCGUCCUGUUUUACAACUGGUACGCCGCCACGGCUGCCUUCUGCGGCGGUGUCUUUGGCUACACCCUCUACGACAUGACACACUACUUCCUUCACCACCAGAACCUGCCCGCCUACUACAAGGCGCUCAAGAAGUACCACCUUGCCCACCACUUCCUCGACUACGAGAACGGCUUUGGAGUCACCAGCGCCUUCUGGGACAAGAUCUUUGGUACCGAGCUUGUGUACAACACCAAGACGAACUAA